AUGAUUAUGAACAGUUGCUGUCUCUAUCUUUGCGUAGGGAUAAUCUUUGGUGAAAUCUCAUGUGAGAAUUGUAACCAACUUCAGAGGAAACUACUAAAAGCCAACCAGGUCAACUUCAAACUUCUAAGCAGUAAUAUAAAAUCAACCAUUCCUCUACAAUGUUACAGUGACAUCACAGAUUUAUCAGUGGAAGGAAUUGAAAAAAUAUUGAUUGAUAUGAAUGAUGAAUCCCAGGUGGGCGUUGCAAAAACAACUAUUGAAGAAAUCCUCCAACAGAUAGACCUUAUCUUUAGACAAAACCAUCCUGAAUCGAUUUGGCAUGAGGACUCCUUAAGAGAUUUCCACAUUGGACUGGAUCUGCAGAUUAAGAUGUUGGAAACUUGUGGGAAUGCAAAGAUGGAACAAGUCAUCACAUCUCCAAGGAAUCUGAAAUUGCAGCUGCCCAGGCUGAGAGUAAAAAGACACUUCCAAAAGGUCAGGGACUUCUUGAAAAAGAAGAAGUACAGUUUGUGUGCUUGGAAAAUUGUCCAGAUCGAGAUGAAGCAAUUUUUGGAAUGGAUUAAUUACUACAUCCAAAGGAUCCCCUCUAAAGCUAUUGAUUUCUGA
Molecule: messenger RNA, 606 nt
Organism: Thamnophis elegans (Western terrestrial garter snake)
Lineage: Eukaryota; Metazoa; Chordata; Lepidosauria; Squamata; Natricidae
Product: interferon tau-3-like
Exons: 1
Coding region: 1-606 (201 amino acids)
Biological process (GO): response to exogenous dsRNA; T cell activation involved in immune response; natural killer cell activation involved in immune response
Cellular component (GO): extracellular region
Molecular function (GO): cytokine activity; type I interferon receptor binding
Source: RefSeq, a predicted model, not a curated record